GUCUGGAGCGAGAAGCUGCGGUAGCGGCUGUCUGUCGAUGGGAGCCGCGCGAGGAAGGAGUGUAUCUGAUCGUGGACGAAAUUCGGAUGAGUUCCGCGGAAGGAAAGCACAACCCGAACGCCGGGCUACUUUUUACUUAUUUAACCGGCACUUGUCAUUCGCGUUGAGUUACUUUGGCGGGUAAUUUCUUGCCUUAAUAUUUUUGAAGGGGGAGGGAGAAGACGAGUGCACUUCUGACAGCGCUCUCCUUAGCGACGUCCAUUCAGCCGAGACAGCCAAAAGACGGACUGGAAAGAGCGCAACUCUCACAGUCACCCAGUAUUGAAGUCCGGAGGGUGAGACGACCGCAAGAAAAAAAAAAGCGCUUCAACUCUUUUGCGAACUUACUUUUUAGGCAAGUUAUUUCUUUCGUUUGUUUUUUAACCUUUAGGUACUAGGGGGACGCAGCGGAGGCGCAGACGGCGAGGCACGGAGCGGCGCUUUUCCGCCGAAGUGCGGGAGCUGCUUCCCCUUUGCACGCCCGGCUUCUUUACAGACCUUCCUCGGCUCGACUUCGUUAGUUUUCCGUUUCCUUCGCCUUCUCCAACUUUUUGAGUCGUAUUUUUACGUUUUCGUCAAAUCUUACAUGCCGUUUUAGAACGAAAACUUAGAAAAACUUAUUCACGCACGCGUUCCUGUCCCGCGCCGGUCGUUAUUUUUCUUUUCAUUUCUGUUUUUUUUUCCCCAGCCAGACUUGAGUGAUUAUUUUCGCCGACAAGGAUUAUUCGGCUCGCUUCCGGACGGCCAGUGGCUAAGCCGACCCCCAUGGCGAUUUUCCGAGCGAGUUACUCGCAGCGCUGGCCAUGCGGCGCCGCGAUGUGAAGCGGCGCCGGCCGCCGAUGCGAGCACUACCCCCCUUGUUCCGUCGCGGCCCCGUUUUCCCGGCAGGGCUCCGAGGAUGAACUCGGACGUGGAGCGCACGUCGCUCAGCUCCAUGGGCUCUGGCGGUCGCUCGCUGUCGGCCAACGUGCGCAAGCUGCACAACGCGCUCAACCUGCUGCUGAGUGACUUCGAGCGGGAGCAGUUCAUCCACUGCCUGAACGUGUACCACUCCAAGCGCAACGUCUUCGACCUGGUGCAGACCCUCAAAGUCAUCCUGAACGCACCCAGCAAGCGCCAGCUGCUGCCCAUGCUGCGCCUGGUCAUCCCGCGUUCGGACCAGCUUCUCUUCGACCAGUACACCUCGGAAGGGCUCUACCUGAGAUCGGAGGUGCUCGACGGCGCCGGCGCCCCCGAGACCUGCGGGGAUGCCCUGGCCGCCAACGGCGCGCCGGCAAAUGCAGCUCAGUCCCGGCCGUCGGCGCAUGGCGCGCCGAGCUGUUCCCCGGAUAGUUUCAGCACCGGCAGCGAGGGGACAGCUCCAACGCCUCCACGGGAUCCCCCCGGCGAGGUGCGCCAGGUCACUCUGAAGCGCAACAAGAGCAACGAGGGCUUGGGCUUCAGCAUCCGCGGAGGCUCGGAGCACGGCGUGGGUAUCUACGUGUCCCUGGUGGAGCCGGGAUCGCUGGCCGAGAAGGAGGGACUGCUGGUCGGCGAUCAGAUACUGAAAGUUAACGACAAGGUGUUCAGCAGGGUCACCCACGCGGAGGCCGUGAAGGUCCUGAAAGGCAGCAAGAAGCUCUCACUGUCUGUGCGUUCGGUGGGCCGCAUCCCGGGGGGCUACGUCACCAAUCACGUCUACACAUGGGUGGACCCGCAGGGCCGCAGCGUGUCCCCGCCCCCAGACCUGCCUGAGCACCGGAGCUCCGCCUCCGGCUCUGGCUCAGCUGGCCGCCGCGUUGACAGCCUGCGCCGCAGCCAUCUGCCGCUGCUGCAGGACGGCGAUGAGAAGAAGGUGAACUUGGUUAUGGACAACGGUCGAUCCCUCGGCCUGAUGAUCCGCGGGGGAUCCGAGUAUAACCUGGGGAUCUACAUCACUGGUGUGGACCGUGGCUCCGCAGCAGAGCUGGGGGGACUCAAGGUGGGCGACCAGAUCCUGGAGGUGAACGGCCGUAGUUUCCUGAGCGUCCCACAUGACGACGCCGUCCGUAUCCUCAAGUCCUCGCGCCACCUGAUGAUGACGGUGAAGGAUGUGGGCCGGCUGCCGCACGCCCGCACCGUGGUGGGCGAGACCAGGUGGAUCGCGAGCUCGCAGGUCGCCAAGGGCCCCGCCACCAGCAGCGUCACCGGCCUUUCUGUGGAUCAAGGUGCCUCAGCGUCAGAAAAGCCGAGUUUCUACAAGGGUGUGGCCGGCUCACAGGUGACCUUGAGCAGCCUGGUGAACCAGUCGCGGGCCAUGCUGGAGGAGCAGGGGCGCCACCUGCUGACGCCGCCCGAGCGCCAGACCAUGGGCUACUAUCUGGAGGAGUACCGGGACGGCCACGUGGGUGUGGAGCAGCUGGUCAUGGCGCUGUUCGAGCUCUUCAACACGCACGCCAAGUUCUCUCUGCUGUCCGAGGUGCGGGGUCUCGUGGCCCCCCAGGACCUGGAGCGCUUUGACGGGUUGGUGCUGCGCCGCGAGAUCCAGGUCCUGAAGGCCCGACAGGCGUCUCCGACGGGGGUGGCAGCCCUGAACCCCGACUCCUCCUCCAUGGUGUCCUACCCUGACACCCUGACCUCCUCGGCCAGCUAUCUGACAUCCACCACGCUCAGCUCGGCGCGGAAUGACAGCACGACGGACAGCAACGCUGAAGAAACGCAGGAGAGCAUGAGGGACCUACCUGAUGUGUCUCUGGAUGACGUGCAGUCCACGGCAGACUCUCCCCCAUCUUUCAAACCCCCUCCCCCCCCGGGGGUUCACAGACGAAACAGCCGACAGGAUCGGGCCAGGAGGUCCUCCUCUGACUCUGAGUCGGGGCUAUGCUUCACGGCGCCCCCCCGCCUCCCCACGGCCCCUGACUCCCCCAUGAAGGAGACGGUGGCCUCACAGCUGAGCCUGGUCACCCAGCGUCCCAUUGGACCCUUCCCCCGUGUCCAAUCCCCGAACCGGGCCAACCCGCCCCCUGUGCCACAGCCUGCCCUUUCCCCGCCCCCCGCAUCCCUAUUGGCCACGGCCUCCAGCACGGACAAGCCGCCACCCCCUUCGUCACCUGGCUCCAAACAGCAGUUUGUCAUGGUGGAAGUGCACAGGCCUAACGCAGAGCCUGAUGUUAAUGAGGUUCGACCGCUGCCCCAGGCCAGAGGCGGGACACUGUCCCAGCUGUCAGACAGCGGGCAGGCUCUGAGCGAGGACAGCGGCAUCGACAUCGCCGAUUCGGGGACACUCAGCGAGGAUGGCAGCCCCCGAGUGGGCAGGACCCGCCCCCAGCAGGAGGCGCAGGGUGUGGAUGCUGCAUCCAAACCGCCCGGCCUCUUGGAGCCCACGUCCUGUCUCGUCCGCGUGCCUAAGAGCGCCAGCACCCUGGGCAUUGCGAUUGAGGGUGGGGCCAACACCCGCCAGCCGUUGCCGCGAAUCGUCACCAUACAGAGAGGUGGCUCAGCGCACAACUGCGGCCAGCUGAAGGUGGGCCAGGUGAUCCUGGAGGUGAACGGCGUGUCGCUAAGGGGCCGGGAACACCGGGAGGCUGCACGCCUCAUCGCCGAAGCCUUCAAGACCAAAGAGAAAGACUACAUCGAUUUCCUGGUCACAGAGUUCAAUGUUUCACUGUAGGACGGCUAUCCCUCUCCAGGAACACUCCUAACAGGCCAGUGCUUGGGCUCAGGUGAGCCGCCAGUGCUAGAGAACAUGCUAGAACAUGUUUUGGGUCAAAUCCAAAUAAUCCUGCGCCCUGUGUUUAGUCUUGACUUUGUCCAAAUGCUGAGAUCCUAAGGACAUUCACCACUCCACCAGUGCUCUCAGUGGCUUUCCCACAGCUCCCAGUUAUGCCUGGGACACAGUGUGGGCCUGUGGUAAACUUGUACCCAGGGUGACAUCCAAACUUUGUCUUCUGGAUGGGCGUCCAGUCAACAAAGGACACUCGAAGGAUCUGAAGGUUCUGUCACUGUGUAGGUACUCAUGGGGAAAGGUCAUGGAGAAGUUGGGUGACCUCACUGAACUCCACCGGAUGACAGGGUAUGCAGUGUUGGAGUGUGGAAAUGGGUACGGCACAUCACUAUACCCAGAUCUUUUCUGGUCUUCACUACGACGUUGCAGCCAAACAGAGCUGGUUAUGCAACCUCAGGAAGAGUAACCUACUAGUGCUGCAACACCUCCCACAGCUAACACCGUCUCCUGUACCUGCAACUGUUCUUUUAAUGAGCACCUACCGGUAAAUGUGCAAGUGAAUUGAUGUAGAUGCAUAAGGAGAGGGGGGGAAAUGUCACUGCAAACACAAUUAGAUUUAAUGAAAUGAUAAUCUUUCAAAAGGUGGUUUAAAUAAAGUGCUAGGCCUUUGGCGGUCUGUUCUGUACAAAUACUCUUUAAAAUAAUUAAUUUUUAUUAUUUCCAUUGUGAGCCCACUGUAUUGGUCUUGUCCCUAAAAAGAUGCCAUCGACUAAAUCAAACCGCAGUUACAAUGAGAGACAGUAAUUAGCCAGGGACGGAGAUCUGAGCCCUCAACGGAGCCCAUCACAAACAAAGCGUGCCGAUGGCCGGGCUUGGGAAAUCGUUUAUAGACUUAUGUGGGGUGAGUGAGAAAAUGAAUGGAGAUUGAAAGAUGAUCUGGUUGUUAUACUCGUGUGAGGCAAACCAGGAACAUAGACAGAGGAACUGAUGAAGAACUUUGUGAAGAUGAUGGUGAAUCCAGUUGAAAGUGGUGCUUAUGGAUGCUGAAGUGACCGGGCUAUUGGAGAUGGGGGUGCAUAGCACUGUGAUCGGUUUCAGUAUAUCUUGACAGAGGAGAUCUCUGGGCCGCAGGUAUCCGUGGGUCGAUUCCCGCUGCCAUUGGGCCGGGAGGGAUUCCUCACAUGCCAAACGUUGGCAUAGUUGAGGCUUUAAUGUUUUGGCCCCUUGGUUGUCUGGGGGCAGGGGAGAGAGUUGUAAGGAAGGAGGGAGUGAAGAAGUUUUCAAGCCUGGAACAUAGGUUAGUGUUUGGGAGAGACUUUUUUGGGCUUACAUUUGCACGGGUGAGGCUGGAACUGGGGAAAAAUCUCUAACAAAUUCUAUUUUGAAUAGGUAGUAAUGAACAGAUGAGAGGUGCAUUGUGGGAACUGCAGUAUUUUUCUAAAGUGACAGACUGCUGAACAGAAAUGUUGUUUGUCUGUCUGCCUGGUGCAUGUCUCCCAAAAUUUUAAAUAUAUAUAAAUACAUUAUAUAUCUAUAUAUUUUAUACUGAAUUAUCACUGAAGUUCCUAUAAUAAUACAUAAAUCUGUGAAUAUUGUGGUCACAUUCAAUAUCUUUGACUCUUGAUUUAAUGAUUUAAUUGUAGCUAUCCCCAUUCCUGCUUUACUUUAUUUGAUGUAACAUAUUUUAAAAUGCUUGAUUUCAGUUGUAUAUGUUUGUCACUCAGCGUAUGAUAUUUUAUGAAGCCUUGUAGUGCUAUGGUACCGUACCAUUGUGAAGACUGCAGAAAUCAGACACGCCUGUAGCCCUUAUACUGGACCUGCCAUAUCUUUGGUCAUCUGCUCAUCUUAAGUCAUCCUUUUAAACCAUCUGGAACUUUCGAUGUAUUUAUUUUAAUACAGGCGGGGACUUGCAAUUAAAACUGGUAAUUUCCCAAAAUAAUAAAAA
Messenger RNA from Paramormyrops kingsleyae, 5666 nucleotides. It is a transcript of the gene whrna, whose product is annotated as whirlin a. Gene Ontology annotation, cellular component: photoreceptor inner segment; plasma membrane; cilium. Gene Ontology annotation, molecular function: protein binding. Gene Ontology annotation, biological process: auditory receptor cell stereocilium organization; sensory perception of sound. NCBI's taxonomy places the organism in Eukaryota, Metazoa, Chordata, Actinopteri, Osteoglossiformes, Mormyridae. The record is from RefSeq and is a predicted model, not a curated record.